Messenger RNA from Diprion similis, 1594 nucleotides. RefSeq lists its product as uncharacterized. The transcript has 6 exons. NCBI's taxonomy places the organism in Eukaryota, Metazoa, Arthropoda, Insecta, Hymenoptera, Diprionidae. The record is from RefSeq and is a predicted model, not a curated record. Gene Ontology annotation, biological process: transmembrane transport; heme export. Gene Ontology annotation, molecular function: heme transmembrane transporter activity; heme binding. The coding region runs from base 58 to 1533 and encodes 491 amino acids. Gene Ontology annotation, cellular component: membrane.
AAAAUUGAUGUGAAUUGUGAUAGUGAUAGUGAUAGUGAUAGUGAAGUUAACACGCAGAUGGUAACUGCGAAACGUGACGAAAAUAUCGUCAAAGAUCGCGAUCUUUUACCGCAGCGUUACAGAGUUUUGAUAAAGCCAGUCGCGUCUGAAUCCGACGAAAUGCAGCCUGACAGAAAGCAGGCGAAAAUCGUUGGCAACACGACCGAAAUCAAAGUUUACCCCAGACGAUGGCUCCAACUCGUUCUCUUCGUCGUUUUUAGUACGGUGAACACCAUGCACUGGUACCAGUACACCAUCGUCAACAACAUUGUUAGCCGGUACUACAACGUUUCUUCGCUGGCCAUCGACUGGACUUCGAUAAUUUUCAUGGUGACCUACAUAGUCGUCAUCAUUCCAGCUUCCUACGUUACCAACAGAAUCGGUUUACGGUGGACCGUUCUUGUCGGAGCAACGCUCACCUGCAUCGGGGCUUGGUUGAAGGUUCUUUCGGCCUCCCCGGACCGCUUCGUGGUCACCUUCAUAGGCCAAUUCCUGGUCGCGGUUGCCCAGGUCUUCAGCCUCCCUGUACCCGGACGACUAGCGGCUUACUGGUUUGGACCCAAACAGAUCGCCCUGGCAUCGGCCUUCGCCUGCUCCGGCACUCAUAUCGGGUACUCGAUCUGUUUCCCGAUCAUGCCACUCCUCGUAAGGAACCACGAUAAAAUCGAGGACAUUGGAAAAGACUUGGCCAAGGUUUUCUGGGGGUCUGCUCUGUGCUGCAGUGUCGUUGCCAUCGCCAUAAUUCUACUUUUCAAGGAUGAGCCGUUACUGCCCCCCAGCGAUGCGAGGGCGCUUCAAAAACUGCACAAGGAAAGGUCUCCCGAAGGAUAUUGGCCACCUGUGAAAAGGAUACUGCGCAACAGGGACUUCAUUCUACUGUGGAACUCGUACGGCAUUAUAAUGAGCGUUUUAGGAUCCACGAACACUGUGCUGAACUCGUUAUGCCUCGUUCACUUCAAGAACAGCGAACAACUCGCUGGAAAUCUAGGCUUGGCCAUCGUUGGCACGGGAGGUUUGGGCACGGUGUUCCUGGCCAUCAUUGUCGACAAGACAAAGGCAUUCAAAAUCAUCCCCAUGGCAAUAGGGAGUCUCGCUCUAAUUUCGGAAAUCUUGUUCGCGAUCAGCUUUUUGCUAGAAGUCCAAUGGAUGGUCGUGGUGACCGGGAUGAUACUUGGGAUUUUCCUCGUCGGUUGGGCCAGCUUGGGGUUCGAGCUCUGCGCCGAGGCCACUUAUCCGGAGCCCGAGAGCACGACAGUGGGGAUUCUGAACAUUUCCAUUCAGGUGUACGGCACGUUGAUGGUACCGAUCGUCCGGAUGCUGAUAGAAACAUACGGCGAUAAGUCCGCGCACUAUUGUCUCAGUGCAGCUCUGCUCAUAGGAACCAUAUUGAUAUCCUCAACGAGGGGUAACUUCCGGCGGCAGAAAGCCGAGCAAAUCGCCAAGUACAACCCCGUCGCACUUCAGGAAUUCGCGAAACCUGAGUAUAGGCAAUAAAUUUUGCAUUCUAACGCGCGAUAGGUUGAUUAAUAGGAGUUUGGUGUUGUUUUUCUUUUUC